Messenger RNA from Lactuca sativa (garden lettuce), 1694 nucleotides. RefSeq names its product dof zinc finger protein DOF3.6. The record is from RefSeq and is a predicted model, not a curated record. Gene Ontology annotation, biological process: regulation of DNA-templated transcription. NCBI's taxonomy places the organism in Eukaryota, Viridiplantae, Streptophyta, Magnoliopsida, Asterales, Asteraceae. Gene Ontology annotation, molecular function: DNA binding; DNA-binding transcription factor activity.
AGGCUAAGAAACUUCGUCCACUCACUCCCAAAAACCCUAAUCAUAAUAAUAAAUACAAAAAGAGAUGCAAAACUGUGAAUAAAAUAAAAGGAAAUUUAAGCAAAACAAAAGCCUCUUCUUUUUAUCCUUCCUCUCCUUCCCAUUAAUUUCUCUUUUCUCUGUGUUUUAUUCUCUUGUUUUUGAUUCCCCACCCCCAUAUAUUUCCAAAAAAACCCUUGAAACCUUUCUAAAAGAGAAAAAGAGAGCUCGAAUUUAAAUCAUGGUUUUCUCAUCUGUUCCACCCUAUCUUGAUCACCACAAUUGGCAUCAUCAGCUUCAGCAAUCAAACAAUCAUGGAAGUGGAGGUGUCGGCGGUGGUGUUAGUGAAAACCCUAAUCUUCCACCUCCACCGCCGCCUUCACAACCUUGUGGUGGUGGAGGUGGAGGUGGAGAAGGAUUGACCAGACCAGGAUCUAUGGUUGAUCGAGCUAGGUUAGCCAAGCUACCCUUGCCAGAGCCAGGUCUAAACUGCCCGCGUUGUGAUUCCACCAACACCAAAUUUUGCUACUUCAACAACUAUAGCCUCACUCAGCCUCGACACUUUUGCAAGACGUGCAGGCGUUACUGGACUAGAGGUGGUGCUUUAAGAAAUGUUCCUGUUGGUGGUGGUUGUAGGAGAAACAAAAGAAGUAGCAAAAGCAGAAGCUCCAAAUCCCCAAGCCAAUCAGGCGCGCCUAAAUCCCUAAGUGUAAGUCCUCCACGAAGUAGCUCAGAGAAUAUGACAAGUAGUAGUCAACUCCAUCAUCCACCUUCACUUCACUUGCCCUUCAUGAGUUCUCUUAGUCAAUAUGGAGGUGCUGCUGGCAAUCUUAGCUCCAGUAUUGGUGGAUUUCAGCCUCCAAGUGAAAUCGGAAAUUUUCAAAUAGGAACUGGUAGUAGCAAUCAUUUCAACAACAUUCUAUCAAUUGGAGGGAAUGAGAAUUGGAGACUGCCUAAUUUCUUGCCUGGAUUUGAGGUAACCAACAAUUCUAGUCUAUUUAACUAUCAAAAUGAAGGUGUCAUCGAAGCACAAUCAUCUUCAAUGGUUGGAGGAGACAUAAGUUUAAAGAAUUCCAGGAUCGAUACUAAUUCUCAGCAGAUUGAUCCCCCGGUGAAGGUAGAAGACAAUCGAGGCUUAAAUUUAUCAAGGCAGUUUUUGGGUAUGUUGGAAAAUGCCAACCAACAAUCAUGGGCUGGAAAUUCCUGGGCAGAAUUUUCUGGUGUCAGCACGACUACUCCCACUACACAUUUCCUAUGAUAUACCUUGGGGUAAUUAGGGGAUCGAUAUGCAUAUUCAGGAUGAUUCAGUUAAACGUACGUUGCAUGUUAUAAAGUAAUUUAUAUAACUUGGAUUUCAAAACCUAGCUAAUUCGAAGCUUGAGUGUAAUAUGGUUGAUCAAUUAAGAUUCCACAUUUCAACGUUAAUUAAUUAGCCGCUGAAGAACUGGAGGAGAAUCAAUGGUAGGUAUACAUUAUAUGUUAAGUUUAAUGUACGUGAUGGUAUGGUGUUGGUUAAUUCUAUUAAUGUGUAUGAGAGGUAAUUCCAUGUACUUGCCAAGUGUUUCACCAUUAAUGUGUACAAUUGUGUGCUAUAUUAUGUUGAUUAUGCUAUAUAUAACUAGUGAUGUUGAUCCAGAUUUUUCCAUGGACAUAUAUAUGCAUUACUCUUAUAAACA